Messenger RNA from Thamnophis sirtalis, 1185 nucleotides. Lineage: Eukaryota; Metazoa; Chordata; Lepidosauria; Squamata; Natricidae. The record is from RefSeq and is a predicted model, not a curated record.
UGAAUGGCUGCUGCUAGUGCUGCUCGGAGGGCGAGGGGAGCAGAGCCCCUCCGUUGAGCCAGAUCUUCCCUCCUCCCCCCCCGCCCUACUUUUGCACAGCGUACCCAUCUGGGUGAGGAGGAGAAGAAGAGGAGGAUGGCUCAAUUUCUCCAGAUGGAGAUCCCCAACUUUGGUAAUAGCAUCUUGGAAUGCCUGAACGAGCAGCGGUUACAGGGGCUGUAUUGUGAUGUCUCAGUGGUGGUGAAAGGCCAUGCUUUCAAGGCACACCGAGCUGUGCUGGCUGCAAGCAGCUGCUACUUCCGGGACCUUUUCAACAACAGCAAGAGCACUGUGGUGGAGCUUCCUGCUGCGGUGCAACCUCAAUCCUUUCAGCAGAUCCUUAGUUUCUGCUACACUGGUCGCCUAAGCAUGAAUGUGGGUGAUCAGUUUCUGCUCAUGUACACAGCAGGAUUCCUGCAGAUCCAGGAGAUUAUGGAAAAGGGGACUGAGUUCUUCCUGAAGGUCAGCUCACCCAGCUGUGACUCGCAAGGCCUGCACACCGAGGAGGCACCUUCUUCUGAGCCACAGAGCCCUGUGGCACAGACAUCCACCUGGCCUUCCGGCAAUACGCCCUUACCCCUGGUCUCUCGUGUAAAGACAGAGCAACAGGACUCAGACUCUGUCCAAUGCACAUUUGUGGUUAAGCGGCUCUGGGAAAACAACCAGAAGGAAGGGAAUAGUGGCGGCAGUAAUGGCAGCCGCAAAAUGGCCAAGAUCUCCUCCCAGCAGGAGUUGAGCGGGGGAAACCGGCAGGUUCAGCAGCAAGUGCAACAACAACAACAACAGGUCCAGCAGCAACAACAGCAACAGGUUCAGCAGCAGCAACAACAGCAGGCAGCACUAACGGGGGGAGGUGGAGGGGCAGGCGUGGUCAGCGGCCCCAGUACCUCAGACCAGACAAGCCCUGGCACCUCCAGUGCUUACACCAGUGACAGCCCCAGUUCCUAUCAUAAUGAAGAAGAUGAAGAGGAAGAUGCACCCGAGGAAGGCUCCGAUGAGCAGUACCGACAAAUCUGCAACAUGUACACAAUGUACAGCAUGAUGAAUGUAGGGCAGACGGGUAGUUUGCCAAAGGCAAACAUGAAGUUUACAAAACAGUUUUUGAUGGACGAGACAAAGCCAAGGAAGAAAGCAUCACUUCCUUAA